ACCUGAAAGGUCAACAGAACCUGCUCGGACAACCGAGCUCGAAGAGAGAACCAGAGUUCUCGAAAUGGCAAUGGGUAAAAUCCUUGCCCGCCUAAUUCCUGACGACCCCCUGAUUCCUUUGCUGAACAGGGAUGCACAACCAGCUGCGGUUGUUGCAACUAGAAACUCCCCCGCUCUAAGCAAUAUAGUGGUGCCGACCAGGCCUAGGGGAAGUGGGAAGUUGAAUAUUGAGCCCAGCUCGUCCAAAUAUAGUGAAGAAUUGAUGAGAAAGAACGCGGACCUUGAAAGGCAACUACGGGAUGUACAGAAAUCCAUUGACGAGCUGAAAAGCCCCAGGUCGCACCAACUGACCUUGGAUUUGGAUAGUGCUCCGCUGAACCUAUCCAUCACAGCAGAACCAUAUCAAGAGGGAUUCAAAAUUCCCCACCUAGAGACAUAUGAUGGCACGAAAGACCCGGAUGAACAUCUACAUACCUAUCAAGCCAUCAUGAGGAUUCAAAACGCCAAUGAUGCCAUGAUGUGCAAAGUGUUCCCGGCAACACUGAAAUCAACGGCUAGAAGAUGGUAUCACAAACUUCCUAGACAUUCAAUAGAUUCAUUUUCCCAGCUCGCCAAGCUGUUUUCUAACAAAUUUGUGAGCCAAAGGGAGAUCAAGCGCACAGCAACUGAGCUGAUGCAGGUUAACCAGAAGGAAGGGGAGUCCUUGAGGGAUUACAUGCAGCGGUUCAACAAAGCCACAUUGGACAUUGACAAUAUCCCAGACACAAUCUGCCUCUCCGCCCUGUUGCACGGGUUGAAGCGUGGCCGGUUCCUAGACGACCUGCUCGAAAACCCACCGAAGACGUGGAAUGAGUUGAAUGACAGGUCGGCCAGCUUCAUACUGUCAGAGGACUUUCAGUCGUCCAAGCGACGAGCUGAUGAUAAGCCGAGCAGAGGACAAGAACAACAUCCGAGAAGAGAAGAGAAGAAGAAGCAGAAGGUCGGUGAGCAAUGGGGGAAACCAGCUGAGUUCCCGAAAUAUGCCAGUUACAUUCCUUUGACCUUACCUAGGUCUCAAAUCCUGGCACAAAUUCAGCACUGGGUUAGGAGACCUCCACCCCCACUGCAUGAUUCCCCGAGGGCCGACAAGAGCAAGCAUUGUGACUACCACCGUGUAUAUGGUCACAAUACAGAGGACUGCCAACACUUGAAAGACGAGUUAGAGUUUUUGGCUCGUAAUGGGAAGCUAGAAGGGUAUGUUCAAAAGCCUCACACCCAGCAACCCACUCAAACUCAUUUUGUACAGGCGUACGACCGACCUCAAGGACAGAGGUACCAGCAUGGAGGGACGCAGGAUGCAUAUUAAGAUAAUCAGUAUCCUUCUGAACAGGGCAGAGCGUACCGAGGACGUCCUUUCAACAGGAGAGGGCAGGGACCGAGAACUACCGCCCCGAAUCAAAAAGAUAGGAAGGGGGUAGGUUAUGCUGGGAUACCCCCACCUUCUGGUACAAUAAACAUGAUAUCGGGUG
Molecule: messenger RNA, 1508 nt
Organism: Rubroshorea leprosula
Lineage: Eukaryota; Viridiplantae; Streptophyta; Magnoliopsida; Malvales; Dipterocarpaceae
Source: the annotation of a GenBank genome assembly